AUGAUCUCCUGUGGCCGGGAGCUGAUGGGAUCAACCGAGGUGGUGGUGAUGCAGAUUUUACUUCAGGUCGUCCUGGUGCUGCAGUGCUACCGGUGCGCCCGGCGCGACCCGCUUUGGCGACGAAAUCCCAAGCGGCGCGCACCCCCGAGGACCGACGAUAUCGGGCGCUUCCGCCCGGAGCGCGAACGCUACCACGUGGAGGGGCUCUUUUUGGCCCUUCGCGCCUUGGACAACCAUGUCUUGGUCUAUAGCGUGAGGCCGGCGGUCGAGGAGCGUUUGGGCGGCUCCAGCUGUCUCUUGGCCGGUUGGAAGAUGAAGACCGUGGAAUCGCGCAUCGCCUUUUCGCGCUUCAUCUUCGAGGACGCGGAACAAUGUGCUCUCCAAGGCGCAUUUUGUUGUGCUCUCCGGUGGAGGUGA
Durusdinium trenchii is the source of this 417-nucleotide messenger RNA. Lineage: Eukaryota; Dinophyceae; Suessiales; Symbiodiniaceae. The record is from the annotation of a GenBank genome assembly.